Anopheles marshallii is the source of this 2154-nucleotide messenger RNA. RefSeq names its product DNA replication licensing factor Mcm7 (gene Mcm7). The coding region runs from base 1 to 2154 and encodes 717 amino acids. Gene Ontology annotation, cellular component: MCM complex; nucleus. The record is from RefSeq and is a predicted model, not a curated record. Gene Ontology annotation, molecular function: ATP binding; ATP hydrolysis activity; single-stranded DNA helicase activity. Gene Ontology annotation, biological process: DNA replication initiation; double-strand break repair via break-induced replication; DNA replication. Lineage: Eukaryota; Metazoa; Arthropoda; Insecta; Diptera; Culicidae. The transcript has 3 exons.
AUGCAGCGUGAUUACGCCAAAGAUAAAGAAACAAUCAAAUCCUUCCUGGCGGAGUUUUACCGCGAGGAAGAUGAUGGGAAGAAAAACUUCGUUUACGCACGCCAGCUGACAAAGAUUGCGCACCGCGAGCAGAUACAGCUUAUCGUCGAUUUGGACGAUCUGAUAAGCUACCGGGAUGAGGUGGCAGAAGCGAUGCAGUUGAAUGCCCGGCGCUACUUGAAGCUGUUUUCCGAUGCGGUCUUUGAGCUGCUGCCUUCGUACAAGGAGCGUGAGGUGAUGAACAAGGACACACUGGACAUCUUCAUUGAGCAUCGGCUGAUGAUGCAGGGCCGGCUGCACAGUCCGAAUGAUGCUCGCGACGCACGGAACAACAUUCCGAUGGAGCUGAUCAAGCGGUACGAUGUGUACUUCAAGGCGCCGAGUAUGGCCAAGGCGGUGUCGAUUCGCGAAGUGAAGGCGGAGCACAUCGGUAAGCUGGUGACGGUGCGGGGCAUUGUGACGCGCUGUACUGAGGUGAAGCCGAUGAUGACGGUCGCUACGUAUACGUGUGAUCGCUGUGGCGCGGAAACGUACCAGCCGGUUACGUCGAUGAGUUUCAAACCGGCGAUCGAUUGUCCCUCGGAGGACUGCCGUGUGAACAAGGCGGGCGGUCGGUUGUACCUGCAAACGCGUGGCUCGAAGUUUGUAAAGUUCCAGGAAGUUAAGAUCCAGGAGCAUAGCGAUCAGGUACCGGUGGGUCACAUUCCACGGUCGCUGACGGUGAUGUGCCGUGGUGAAACGACACGCUGCGCACAACCGGGUGACCAUGUGGUCAUAACGGGCAUUUUCCUGCCCAUCCAGAAGACAGGUUUCCGGGCGGUUGUGUCCGGAUUGUUGAGCGAAACGUUCGUCGACGCGCACCGGAUUGUUUGCCUGAACAAAUCUGACGAGGGAGAGCUGAACAACGAGCUGACACAGGAGGAGUUGGACGAGCUGGCGAAGGAUGACUUCUACACGCGCAUCGCCAGCAGCCUGGCGCCGGAAAUUUACGGUCAUUUGGAUGUGAAGAAGGCACUGCUGUUGCUGUUGGUGGGAGGUGUCGAUCGCAGUCCGGACGGUAUGAAGAUCCGUGGCAACAUCAACAUCUGUCUGAUGGGUGAUCCUGGUGUGGCAAAAUCGCAGCUGCUUGGAUACAUCGAUCGACUGGCUGUGCGUAGCCAGUACACAACCGGGCGCGGUUCGUCCGGCGUAGGUUUGACGGCCGCCGUCAUGAAGGAUCCUCUGACCGGCGAGAUGGUGCUGGAGGGUGGCGCACUGGUGCUUGCCGAUCAGGGUGUGUGCUGUAUCGAUGAGUUCGAUAAGAUGGCAGAUCAGGAUCGUGUGUCGAUCCACGAGGUCAUGGAGCAGCAAACGAUCUCGAUUGCAAAGGCCGGCAUUAUGACGUGCUUGAAUGCGCGUGUUUCCAUCCUAGCCGCCGCCAAUCCUGCCUACGGUCGGUACAAUCCGCGCCGUACGAUCGAACAGAACAUUCAGCUUCCGGCUGCGCUGCUAUCCCGGUUCGAUCUGCUAUGGCUCAUCCAGGACAAGGCCGAUCGGGACAAUGAUCUGCGACUUGCAAAACACAUCACGUACGUGCACAGCCACGGCAAACAACCGCCAUCGCGCAUCAAGACGCUGGAUAUGGCCCUCAUCCGGCGGUACAUCGCACUGUGCAAGCGCAAGAUUCCCGUGAUCACACCGGAACUGACGGACUACAUCGUCAAUUCGUACGUUGAGUUGCGCCGUGAGGCACGCAACAGCCGUGACAUGACGUUCACAUCCGCUCGCAAUCUGCUAGGCAUUUUGCGCCUUUCAACGGCAUUGGCUCGGCUCCGGUUGGCUGACACCGUCGAAAAGGACGACGUGAAGGAAGCGCUACGACUGCUUGCCAUGUCGAAGGAUUCACUGAAUCAAACCGAACAUCGUGAUACACACGUGCAAAACACUUCGGAUAAGAUAUUUGCUCUGGUGCGUGAACUGGCCGGUGAGAGCAAGACGGUGAAGGUGGCCGACAUUAUGGAGCGCUGCACGUCCAAGGGCUACAAACCGGACGAGGUCGAUGAGUGUAUCGAAACGUACGAGGAGCUGAACGUGUGGCAGGUCAACCAAACACGAACGAAAAUUACCUUCCUGUAA